Molecule: messenger RNA, 735 nt
Organism: Aplysia californica (California sea hare)
Lineage: Eukaryota; Metazoa; Mollusca; Gastropoda; Aplysiida; Aplysiidae
Product: craniofacial development protein 2-like
Exons: 1
Coding region: 1-735 (244 amino acids)
Biological process (GO): chromatin remodeling
Cellular component (GO): nucleus
Molecular function (GO): catalytic activity
Source: RefSeq, a predicted model, not a curated record
AUGACAACCGGAUUGGACACUACAAACCUGGAGAAAACAGAGAACAUCAGAAAGACAGCAAUCAUAGACAGGGAGCUCACACGACUCAAUGUAGACAUCACUGCCCUGCAAGAGACAAGACUUGCUAACUCUGGUACCAACAGGGAAAGAAACUACACAUUCUUCUGGAAGGGUCUAGGGGAAGAUGAGAGGAGAAUCCAUGGUGUGGGCUUUGCAGUACACAACAGAUUGCUGAACAGGAUCAGCACCCCCCAAGGUAUAUCCGAACGUAUCACUGUCAUGGAAAUGGAAAACAAAACUGGAAAGGCUCACUUCAUCAGCGCCUACGCCCCAACUCGAACAACAGAAAAUGAGAAAAAAGACCAGUUUUUCGAGGAACAUCAGGAUGCAAUCAACAAUGUCCCAAAAGCAGACCAAUUGUUUCUCACGGGCGACUUCAAUGCAAGAGUAGGUACUGAAAACAAAGUAUUGCCCACCAGCCUUGGACCUUUUGGGCUGGGAAAAAUCAACGAGAAUGGCCAGAGACUCUUAGAAUUCUGCACUAAUAACAACCUUUGCAUCUCUAACACCUUUUACAGUGGCAAUGACAGACACAAGGUUUCUUGGUGUCGUCCAAGAUUAGGCCAUUGGCAACAAAUCGACUUCAUCAUCGUCAGAAAGAAAGAUGCCAACAUGGUAAAGCAAACAAGAUCCUUCUACAGUGCAGACUGCAACACCCACCACCUUUUAUUAUAG